CUAAAUUGUAAGGCGCUCUGCUUUUUGCUAUGUUUGAUUCUCAGCGGAAUGAUAAAACAUGACAAGGCCGUUUUUAUUCUCAACUUGUAUCGGACAAUAUGUCUUAUAUUCAACACAAAGUGCUAUUCUUUCAACAACAGCCGAGACAAUUUUACCUCCAGAGUCCCAUAAUCCUCUACUGAAGAAAACAUCCAUGUAGACGCAGAUGACGUGUCUGCUCUGUCGCUGCAGAAAAAGUAUCUAGGUUAGAUAGCUACGAAGGAAGACCGAUACCAGCUAGCUAACGUUAGCUACCUUAUGUCAACUGUCCUACCUAGUAAAUUCAAAUGCCAGCUAACCUGUCACCCCCUGUGUAGACAGAUAUUAACGUUACUCCAAGAAACGUUUAGCUAACAAGGUUCGUCGAGAGAAGAGGAAAAUGUGCGCCCUGCACAGAGCGAGAGGCUCUGUUUUGGUGAUCUUCCUUCUGCUACACAGCGCUACAAGUUUCUAUCUUCCGGGUCUGGCCCCUGUUAGUUUUUGUGAACCAGGACAAGCUGGGAAAGAGAAUGAAGUACCGGACUGUAAGUCGACCAUCGAGAUAUUUGUGAACAGAUUGGAUUCUGUGGAGUCUGUCUUGCCCUAUGAAUACACUGCGUUUGAUUUCUGCACUAUCGACUCCGAGAAGCGCCCGUCUGAGAAUUUGGGUCAGGUUUUGUUCGGCGAGAGAAUUGAGCCCUCUCCCUACAAGCUUGAGUUCAUGAAGAAGGAAGAAUGUAAGCCGGUGUGUACUAAAUCGUACGACACCAACAAGCCAGAAGACAAAGCCCACCUGGACUUUCUGAAGAAAGGCAUGCUGCUCAACUACCAGCACCACUGGAUAGUGGACAACAUGCCAGUGACCUGGUGUUAUGAUGUGGAGGAUGGACAGAAGUUCUGUAACCCAGGGUUCCCCAUCGGCUGCUACGUCACAGAGGCAGGACGACCCAAAGACGCCUGUGUUGUCAAUUCUGACUUUAAUGUCAAAGACACGUUCUACAUCUUCAACCAUGUGGACAUCACCAUCCACUACCAUGUGGUGGAGCACGAGGCUGCCGGGGCGAGACUGGUUGCUGCCAAGAUGGAGCCCAAGAGCUAUAAACACACCAAAGAGGAGGCCCCUGACUGUACAGGAGGCCCCAUGUACCUGAACAACAAGUUCAGUGGAGAGCUGAAGAUUGGCUACACCUACUCUGUCCAGUUUGUGGAGGACAAGCACAUCAGAUGGGCGUCACGUUGGGACUACAUUCUGGAGUCCAUGCCCCACACCAACAUUCAGUGGUUCAGCAUCAUGAACUCUCUGGUGAUCGUUCUGUUCCUUUCUGGCAUGGUGGCCAUGAUCAUGUUGAGGACUCUACAUAAAGACAUUGCCAGAUACAACCAGAUGGACUCUGUGGAGGAUGCCCAGGAGGAAUUUGGCUGGAAGCUGGUCCAUGGAGAUGUGUUCCGGCCUCCUAGGAAAGGCAUGCUGCUCUCUGUCUUUCUGGGAUCAGGAACUCAGAUCUUCAUCAUGAUUUUCGUCACUCUCAUCUUUGCCUGCCUGGGCUUCCUGUCCCCGGCUAACCGCGGUGCUCUGAUGACGUGUGCCGUGGUGCUCUGGGUCCUACUGGGCACACCAGCUGGCUACGUAGCUGCCCGCUUCUACAAGUCCUUUGGGGGUGAGAAAUGGAAGACUAACGUCCUGCUGACUUGCUUCCUGUGUCCUGGGGUUGUGUUCGCUGAUUUCUUUGUGAUGAAUCUGAUCCUGUGGGGAGAGGGCUCCUCUGCAGCCAUGCCCUUUGGCACCCUGGUGGCCAUCUUGGCACUGUGGUUCUGUAUCUCUGUCCCCCUCACCUUCAUAGGGGCCUACUUCGGCUUCAAGAAGACCGGGAUUGAGCACCCUGUGCGGACCAAUCAGAUCCCUCGUCAGAUCCCGGAGCAGUCGUUCUACACCAAGCCUCUCCCAGGGAUCGUCAUGGGGGGGAUCCUCCCCUUCGGCUGCAUCUUCAUCCAGCUCUUCUUCAUCCUCAACAGCAUCUGGUCCCACCAGAUGUACUACAUGUUUGGUUUCCUGUUUCUGGUGUUCAUCAUCCUGGUAAUCACCUGCUCUGAGGCCACCAUCCUCCUCUGCUACUUCCACCUCUGUGCUGAGGACUACCACUGGCAGUGGCGUUCCUUCCUGACCAGUGGUUUCACGGCCGUCUACUUCCUGGUCUAUGCCAUCCACUACUUCUUCUCCAAGCUCCAGAUCACAGGAUUGGCUAGCACCAUCCUCUACUUCGGUUACACCAUGAUCAUGGCUCUCAUCUUCUUCUUAUUCACAGGAACGAUUGGAUUCUUUGCCUGUUUCUGGUUCGUCACCAAGAUCUAUAGCGUAGUGAAGGUGGACUGAGUAGUUCACCAAACACCAAACCAAUGGACUGGACUUUCCUAUUUUUUUCUCUCCCACGCCACUCCUCCCCUCCCCCAAAACCCUCACCCUCCCCCCUCACCCUCCCUGGUCUGGAGGGACACUAUUGUUACAUUACACCCUGGUUGCGUCCCAAACUGCACCCUAUUCAGCGCACUUGUUUUGACCAGGGCCCACUGGUCUGAAUAGGGAAUAGGGUGCAGUUUGGAACAGAACCCUUGUCUACGUUACACCCUGUCUACUGUGUGGAAGACACAUUUCAGUCAGAGCAGCAAGAUGCCAGAGUCUUCCAUUUCUCUCUGUGUGUGUGUGUGUGUGUACAUUUAUACAAAUGUACUCUGAGUGCAGGAAAUGAAACAACUGUUGGAAGUCCAGAUCCUACAGCACACCAAUGGAACAUACAUCCCUUAUCUACCACUGAGAAAUGCAAUGGAAAUAGGAAAUCCAAAAAUGUUGAAGGGUGACUAUUUUUAAUACAUACUGCUACAGUUUUGCUAGUAGACCUACCGUUACAGGAAGUGGAGGUUCUGUCCAUGAACCCACGUUGGGCGUACUAAGGUGGUUUUACGUUGUCAUUCAAACUCUUAAUAGUGUUGGACAAUAUGAUUGUAAAUAACUAUUUUUUUCUUCUAAUGCUGACGAAUGAUUUGGGGUGGAAAUAAGCUUAAAAUGUGAAAUGGUAUUCCUCCUCUUACCCAUGUUAUGACAGAGGCUGGUGUAGUUUUGGAGUGUCUCCUCCUCUUACCCAUGUUAUGACAGAGGCUGGUGUAGUUUUGGAGUGUCUCCUCCUCUUACCCAUGUUAUGACAGAGGCUGGUGUAGUUUUGGAGUGUCUCCUCCUCUUACCCAUGUUAUGACAGAGGCUGGUGUAGUUUUGGAGUGUCUCCUCCUCUUACCCAUGUUAUGACAGAGGCUGGUGUAGUUUUGGAGUGUCUCCUCCUCUUACCCAUGUUAUGACAGAGGCUGGUGUAGUUUUGGAGUGUCUCCUCCUCUUACCCAUGUUAUGACAGAGGCUGGUGUAGUUUUGGAGUGUCUCCUCCUCUUACCCAUGUUAUGACAGAGGCUGGUGUAGUUUUGGAGUGUCUCCUCCUCUUACCCAUGUUAUGACAGAGGCUGGUGUAGUUUUGGAGUGUCUCCUCCUCUUACCCAUGUUAUGACAGAGGCUGGUGUAGUUUUGGAGUGUCUCCUCCUCUUACCCAUGUUAUGACAGAGGCUGGUGUAGUUUUGGAGUGUCUCCUCCUCUUACCCAUGUUAUGACAGAGGCUGGUGUAGUUUUGGAGUGUCUCCUCCUCUUACCCAUGUUAUGACAGAGGCUGGUGUAGUUUUGGAGUGUCUCCUCCUCUUACCCAUGUUAUGACAGAGGCUGGUGUAGUUUUGGAGUGUCUCCUCCUCUUACCCAUGUUAUGACAGAGGCUGGUGUAGUUUUGGAGUGUCUCCUCCUCUUACCCAUGUUAUGACAGAGGCUGGUGUAGUUUUGGAGUGUCUCCUCCUCUUACCCAUGUUAUGACAGAGGCUGGUGUAGUUUUGGAGUGUCUCCUCCUCUUACCCAUGUUAUGACAGAGGCUGGUGUAGUUUUGGAGUGUCUCCUCCUCUUACCCAUGUUAUGACAGAGGCUGGUGUAGUUUUGGAGUGUCUCCUCCUCUUACCCAUGUUAUGACAGAGGCUGGUGUAGUUUUGGAGUGUCUCCUCCUCUUACCCAUGUUAUGACAGAGGCUGGUGUAGUUUUGGAGUGUCUCCUCCUCUUACCCAUGUUAUGACAGAGGCUGGUGUAGUUUUGGAGUGUCUCCUCCUCUUACCCAUGUUAUGACAGAGGCUGGUGUAGUUUUGGAGUGUCUCCUCCUCUUACCCAUGUUAUGACAGAGGCUGGUGUAGUUUUGGAGUGUCUCCUCCUCUUACCCAUGUUAUGACAGAGGCUGGUGUAGUUUUGGAGUGUCUCCUCCUCUUACCCAUGUUAUGACAGAGGCUGGUGUAGUUUUGGAGUGUCUCCUCCUCUUACCCAUGUUAUGACAGAGGCUGGUGUAGUUUUGGAGUGUCUCCUCCUCUUACCCAUGUUAUGACAGAGGCUGGUGUAGUUUUGGAGUGUCUCCUCCUCUUACCCAUGUUAUGACAGAGGCUGGUGUAGUUUUGGAGUGUCUCCUCCUCUUACCCAUGUUAUGACAGAGGCUGGUGUAGUUUUGGAGUGUCUCCUCCUCUUACCCAUGUUAUGACAGAGGCUGGUGUAGUUUUGGAGUGUCUCCUCCUCUUACCCAUGUUAUGACAGAGGCUGGUGUAGUUUUGGAGUGUCUCCUCCUCUUACCCAUGUUAUGACAGAGGCUGGUGUAGUUUUGGAGUGUCUCCUCCUCUUACCCAUGUUAUGACAGAGGCUGGUGUAGUUUUGGAGUGUCUCCUCCUCUUACCCAUGUUAUGACAGAGGCUGGUGUAGUUUUGGAGUGUCUCCUCCUCUUACCCAUGUUAUGACAGAGGCUGGUGUAGUUUGGCUGUGUCCCAAAUGGCACUCUAGUCUACACUACAAAAGUAGUGCACUAUGUAGGGAAUAGGGUGCAAAUUGGGAUGAAACUGUUUUCUCUGGGGAUUGUUUAUUUUAUUUUGUAUUAUAAAUGCUUGAGUAUUAAUCAACUGGUCUGUUAUUUAACUUAUAUUCAAAUUACAUUUUUUCUGUCUUUUCUUUAUUUUAUUUUUGCCUCGAAGACCCUCGUGCCUCAUCAGUAGUUCAUUUUAUUUGCAAAAAAACAACAGUUUGGGAUUUUGUGAAAGGCAUCGUUGAUGUGUGUGUCCCAAACAGCACCCAAUUCCUUAUUUAGUGCACUACCUUUGACCAGGUCGGGUCAUGAGUAGGGCUCUACAUGGGGAAUAGGGUGCUGUUUGGGACAUCUUCCAUCGAUCAGUUAUGUGGGGAUCUGAUGCUUAUAUCCUUUCAGUGUAAAUAUACUGUCUUCAUAAAUUAUACUAGUUUCAUUAGUCUGACCGAGCGGCCGGGUACCUUCUCUCUUUCACUGGUUUGAAAUGAUGUAAUUACCAUCUGGGGAAAAAGAGAAAUGGUAGAAAAUGUAAAAUAAAAAAACCUUUUCCUGUU
Coregonus clupeaformis (lake whitefish) is the source of this 5479-nucleotide messenger RNA. RefSeq names its product transmembrane 9 superfamily member 2 (gene tm9sf2). The transcript is spliced from 17 exons. Gene Ontology annotation, cellular component: membrane. Gene Ontology annotation, biological process: protein localization to membrane. Bases 419 to 2389 code for a protein of 656 amino acids. Lineage: Eukaryota; Metazoa; Chordata; Actinopteri; Salmoniformes; Salmonidae. The record is from RefSeq and is a predicted model, not a curated record.